UAAUCAUUCACGCAACACAAACACACACACAUAUAUAUAUACAGAAAGAAUAUUGCCAUGUGUGGACACGUCAGCGCCGCCGUAGCAUCCGAGAGGUGCCCAUGCGUCGUCGGAUGUUCCGGAGACGUCGUCUUUCCUCCGCCGCCGCAGGAACAGUUCCCCCCACUGCAACUUCUGCUGAACUACCACGAGCUGAUGAUCGACACCUCCACCGCCGAGUUCGAUCUCACCGGUGAAUCAGCGAAGUUUUACUGUUUUUCCGGCGGUUCAGUGAGCGGCUGCGACUCGCCGAGCUCGCUCGGGAGCGGCGGAGAAGGGAAGCAGAGUGCUGCGAGGCAUACGAGUGUGAAUAGCAACGAUGGGUAUCUCAGUAAUUUCAUAUCGGCCCAUGGGCCCACUUUUGAUUCUGGGCCUAUCAGACGGGCCCAUAGCGCCGGAGACGUGCACAGAGUGAAUAAGAAGGGACAGCAGCAACAGGGGAGGAGAGGGGAGAGUGAGCUGUGGAGUGAGAGCAACGCAAUCAUACAGGGAAUGAACAGAACGGCUAAGUACAGCCCCGAGGAGAAGAAGGAGAGGAUUGAGAGGUACAGGAGCAAGAGGAAUCUCAGGAAUUUCAACAAGAGGAUCAAGUAUGAGUGCAGGAAGACACUGGCGGAGGGCAGGGCAAGAGUCAGGGGGAGGUUUGCGAGGAAUUGCGACGAGACCGGAGACAAGAUCGUCGAUGUCUUCGUUCAAGAUUCGGACACUUCUUCCGCCGCUUGGGCCUCUUUUCUUGAUUCUUUCCUCUCCUGAGAAAAUCGGUCUCCCUGUGUGUGUCGUUUGUUAACCCUCGUCGUUUCCAUCUCACUACUCAUAUGCAAGUUUUCCUGUGAUUUCUUUUGUAAAUAAAUAAUAAAAGUAUUGUUAUUGUUAUUAUUAUUAUUAGGACAUGCUAUGUAUUGAAUUCA
This is a messenger RNA of Tarenaya hassleriana, 947 nucleotides long. RefSeq names its product zinc finger protein CONSTANS-LIKE 14-like. The coding region runs from base 58 to 792 and encodes 244 amino acids. Gene Ontology annotation, cellular component: nucleus. Lineage: Eukaryota; Viridiplantae; Streptophyta; Magnoliopsida; Brassicales; Cleomaceae. The record is from RefSeq and is a predicted model, not a curated record. Gene Ontology annotation, biological process: regulation of flower development. The transcript is spliced from 3 exons. Gene Ontology annotation, molecular function: protein binding.